Molecule: messenger RNA, 603 nt
Organism: Drosophila busckii
Lineage: Eukaryota; Metazoa; Arthropoda; Insecta; Diptera; Drosophilidae
Gene: Cp19
Product: chorion protein S19
Exons: 2
Coding region: 1-603 (200 amino acids)
Biological process (GO): multicellular organism development
Cellular component (GO): egg chorion
Source: RefSeq, a predicted model, not a curated record
AUGAACAAAUUCGCCACUUUCGCACUUGUGCUCUGCGCCUGCCUGGCCAUUGGCAACGCCCAUGCCUAUGGCAGCCGCAACGGCUACUCCAGCUACGGCAACCGUGGAAACUCCGGCUAUGGACAACAGGGUGAUGGCUCUGCUGCUGCUGCUAGCGCUGCUGCUGCCGGCGGUAACAACAACCGCAACGUGGACUACAGCUCUGCCGAGCCUCUGCGUCCCAUUCUGCUGAAUGGUGGCUACCAAUCCGGACAUGGCCAUGGCUACAACGCCCACCAGAUCUCGCAUCGUCCCAGCUACGGCUCUCAGCGCAGCUAUGGCGGCUACGGCGCCUCUCAGCGCGGCUAUGGCGGUCGUCCCCGUUGGUCUGUCCAGCCCGCUGGCGCCACUUUGCUGUACCCCGGCCAGAACCACUACCGCGCAUACGUCUCGCCCGUUGAGUACAGCAAGGUGGUCCUGCCCAUUCGUGCUGCCGCUCCAGUUGCCAAGCUGUACGUUCCAGAGAACAACUACGGCAGCCAAGGUGGUUAUGGCCAGCACCAGCAGGCCAGCUAUGGCGGUCACUCCCACCAGGGUGGUGCCUACCAGGUCAGCAGCUACUAA